This is a messenger RNA of Hemicordylus capensis (graceful crag lizard), 6601 nucleotides long. It is a transcript of the gene SLC12A5, whose product is annotated as solute carrier family 12 member 5. The transcript has 26 exons. The coding region runs from base 341 to 3694 and encodes 1117 amino acids. Gene Ontology annotation, molecular function: potassium:chloride symporter activity. The record is from RefSeq and is a predicted model, not a curated record. Gene Ontology annotation, cellular component: membrane. Lineage: Eukaryota; Metazoa; Chordata; Lepidosauria; Squamata; Cordylidae. Gene Ontology annotation, biological process: chloride transmembrane transport; potassium ion import across plasma membrane; chloride ion homeostasis.
GUGCCAGCCUCGAGAUGCCCUAGUUCCUCUGCCGCCGGCUCAGAGCUGCGCUGCCCUCGGAGGUGGCGAGCAGCUCGGCGGACGCUCCUCGCCCCUCCUCCUCCGCCUCCUCCUCCGCUCCGCACGCUGCCCCCCCCCGCCCCCUCCAAGCCCGACGAGGAGAUGCCUGCUGAAUACGCGAUGAAGCCAAGCGGCUGCUGAGCGGGCGGCGGCGGCGGCGGCGGCGCAGGGGACGUUUCUGCUCUGCACUGCAGCGGCGGCGGCGGCGGCGGCAAGAGGAGCGGACGGGCGCCCCGAGCAGAGGCGAGCGGAGGCCAGUGCGGCUGGGCACGCGGGCGCCAUGCUGAACAACCUGACGGACUGCGAGGACGGCGAUGGGGGGGCCAGCCAAGGCGAUGGCAACCCCAAGGAGAGCAGCCCCUUCAUCAACAGCACGGACCUGGAGAAGGGGAAGGAGUACGACGGCAAGAACAUGGCGCUGUUCGAGGAGGAGAUGGACACCAGCCCGAUGGUCUCCUCGCUGCUCAGCGGCCUGGCCAACUACACCAACCUGCCGCAGGGCAGCCGCGAGCACGAGGAGGCGGAGAACAACGACGCCGCCGCCGCCAAGAAGAAGCCCAUCAAGGCUCCGCGGAUGGGCACGUUCAUGGGCGUCUACCUGCCCUGCCUGCAAAACAUCUUCGGCGUGAUCCUCUUCCUGCGCCUGACGUGGGUGGUGGGCAUCGCGGGGAUCAUGGAGUCCUUCUGCAUGGUCAUCCUCUGCUGCUCCUGCACCAUGCUGACGGCCAUCUCCAUGAGCGCCAUUGCAACCAACGGGGUGGUGCCAGCUGGUGGGUCUUACUACAUGAUCUCACGCUCGCUGGGCCCAGAGUUUGGAGGGGCCGUGGGGCUCUGCUUCUACCUGGGCACCACUUUUGCAGGCGCCAUGUACAUCUUGGGCACUAUCGAAAUCCUGCUGGCCUACAUCUUCCCCCCGAUGGCCAUCUUCAAGGCAGAAGACGCCCGAGGGGAGGCAGCUGCCAUGCUGAACAACAUGCGGGUCUACGGGACGUGUGUGCUGACCUGCAUGGCCACCGUAGUCUUUGUGGGCGUCAAAUAUGUCAACAAGUUUGCCCUGGUCUUCCUGGGCUGCGUCAUCCUCUCCAUCCUGGCCAUCUAUGCGGGUGUCAUCAAGUCUGCCUUUGAGCCCCCCACCUUUCCGAUCUGCCUGCUGGGCAACCGGACACUGUCCCGCCAUGGCUUUGACCUCUGUGCCAAAGUGGUGCAGGUGGGCAACGAGACGCUGGGCUCUCAGCUGUGGGAGCUCUUCUGCUCCUCCCGCUUCCUCAACGCUUCCUGCGACGAGUACUUCGUGCAGAACAACGUGACCGAGGUCCAGGGGAUCCCCGGAGCCGCUUCCGGCCUCAUCCAAGAAAACCUCUGGAGCUCCUACUUGCCCCAGGGGGUGAUUAUCGAGAGGACGGGGAUGACUUCGGUGCCCCCUUCCGACCCGCUGGUAAAUCUGGACCAGCCGUACGUCUUCAGCGACAUGACCUCAUACUUCACGCUCCUGGUUGGCAUCUACUUCCCAUCAGUCACAGGGAUCAUGGCCGGCUCCAACAGGUCGGGAGAUCUGCGCGAUGCUCAGAAAUCGAUCCCCACCGGCACCAUCCUGGCCAUCGCCACCACCUCGGCCGUCUACAUCAGCUCCGUGAUCCUCUUUGGCACCUGCAUCGAGGGCGUGGUGCUCCGGGACAAGUUUGGCGAGGCCGUCAACGGGAACCUGGUGGUGGGCACCUUGGCCUGGCCCUCGCCCUGGGUGAUCGUCUUUGGCUCCUUCUUCUCGACCUGUGGGGCCGGGCUCCAGAGCCUGACGGGGGCCCCUCGCCUCCUGCAAGCCAUUGCCCGGGACGGCAUCGUGCCCUUCCUGCGGGUCUUUGGCCAUGGCAAGGCGAAUGGGGAGCCCACCUGGGCCCUGCUGCUGACCGCCUGCAUCUGCGAGAUCGGCAUCCUCAUUGCUUCCCUGGACGAAGUGGCUCCCAUCCUCUCCAUGUUCUUCCUGAUGUGCUACAUGUUUGUCAACCUGGCCUGUGCAGUGCAGACCUUGCUGAGGACCCCCAACUGGCGGCCCCGGUUCCGGUAUUACCACUGGACCCUCUCCUUCCUGGGCAUGAGUCUCUGCCUGGCCCUGAUGUUCAUCUGCUCCUGGUACUAUGCCCUGGUGGCCAUGCUGAUUGCCGGACUCAUCUACAAAUACAUUGAGUAUCGUGGGGCCGAAAAGGAGUGGGGAGAUGGGAUCCGGGGCCUCUCCCUCAGUGCUGCCCGCUACGCCCUCCUGCGCGUGGAGGAAGGACCUCCCCACACCAAGAACUGGAGGCCGCAGCUGCUUGUGCUCGUCCGUGUGGAUCAGGACCAGAACGUGGCCCACCCGCAGCUGCUCUCCUUCACCAAUCAGCUGAAGGCGGGCAAAGGGCUGACCAUCGUGGGCUCUGUCCUGGAGGGCACCUUUCUUGACAACCACCCCCAGGUCCAGCGUGCUGAGGAGUCGAUCCGGCGGCUGAUGGAGGCUGAGAAGGUGAAAGGCUUCUGCCAGGUGGUGACCUCAUCCCAGGUGCGUGACGGCGUCUCCCACCUCAUCCAGUCCAGCGGACUCGGAGGCCUCCAACACAACACGGUCCUCGUGGGCUGGCCACGCAACUGGCGCAGCAAAGAGGACCACCAGACGUGGCGGAAUUUCAUUGAGCUGGUGCGAGAGACCACGGCUGGGCAUGUGGCGCUGCUCGUGGCCAAGAACGUGGCCAUGUUCCCAGCCAACACAGAGCGCUUCUCCGAGGGCCACAUUGACGUCUGGUGGAUCGUGCAUGAUGGAGGGAUGCUGAUGCUGCUGCCCUUCCUGCUGCGCCAACAUAAGGUGUGGCGCAAGUGCAAGAUGCGGAUCUUCACCGUGGCCCAGAUGGACGACAACAGCAUCCAGAUGAAGAAGGACCUGAUGACCUUCUUGUACCACCUGCGCAUCACGGCUGAAGUGGAAGUCGUGGAGAUGCACGAGAGCGACAUCUCGGCUUACACCUACGAGAAGACCCUGGUGAUGGAACAGAGGUCCCAGAUCCUCAAGCAGAUGCACCUCACCAAGACGGAGCGGGAGCGAGAGAUACAGAGCAUCACGGAUGAGUCACGAGGCUCCAUUCGGCGCAAGAAUCCGACCAAUACCCGCCACCUGCGGCUCAGUGUCCCCGAAGAGCAGGUGGGCGACAGUGAGGAGAAGCCUGAAGAAGAGGUGCAGCUGAUCCAUGACAAAAAUGCCACCACUUUCUCGAGCAGCUCUCAGUCGCCAGGGGACGAAACAGAGGUGGAGCCUGAGGCAGCCCCCGAAAAGGUGCACCUCACAUGGACCAAGGACAAGGUGGCUGAGAAGAACAAGGCCAAGAGCCCCGUCAGUCCCGAAAGCAUCAAAGAUUUCUUCAGCAUGAAGCCGGAGUGGGAGACGCUGAAUCAGGCCAAUGUGCGGAGGAUGCACACGGCUGUCCGGCUGAACGAGGUGAUUGUGAAGAAGUCCCAGGAGGCCAAGCUGGUGCUGCUCAACAUGCCAGGGCCACCACGGAACCGCAAGGGAGACGAGAACUAUAUGGAGUUCCUGGAAGUGCUGACGGAGCACCUGGACCGGGUCCUGCUGGUGCGUGGGGGCGGCCGCGAGGUGAUCACCAUCUAUUCCUGAGGAGCUGGCCACGGCCCCUGCCCCCGAGAGCCCCGCCCGCCCGCCCCUCUGCACCCGCCUCCCAGAGAGCCAGAAGGGAGCGCCCAUCUCGGCCGUGGCCCCUCUCUGCACCUGAACCACAGCGCCAGGCGCAAGCCAAGCCGCAGCCGCCGCCACAGGCAGGCCUUCCACAGGGCUGCCCGACUGCUCCCGGAGGCUGGAGACUCAGUCGUGCCGCUGCGCCCCUCUGCAUCCGGCUCCCGCCUGCUUUCCUAUGGUUGCCUUCCAUUGGACGUCCUCGCUGCUGCCCCCCACGCGCCCCCCCGGCUCCCACGAUGGGGAGAGAGCCCCAGCCGCGGCCACCAGCAUGCUUUCCCUGCCAACGCUGGCCUCUCCCCUCCUCCCGCCUCUCUUUCUGCCAGGGACCAGGGCCGCCUGGAGCUCCUGGGGGUGAGAAAGGGGGCUGGAGGAAGUGCUGGGUGGGGACGCUGCCUGGGGCGGGAGGGGGGCUCAGCGUGGCCCUUUGUGCACACACACCCCCCCCCAAGGCCUGGCAGCAGGACUAGGGGAAGCCGUUCAUUGCAGGGAGUCUCCGCUUCGGCCGUUGCUGGAGGGCAGCCUCCCGUUGGCACCUCCGCCAUUUUGCACUUUUGUCAUGUGGCCUCAGCUCCCCCCCCCCCCGCCCGGUAUGGACAUUUGUAUGUCUCGAUGCUACCAGGCCGCAGUCAUGGCUGCCGCUGCCACCCCAUUCCCCAGUGGAUGGGGCUGGGGAGCCACAGUGGCCCUUCUGGAUCACAGCACCCAGUCGCCAGCUGGCCUGCAGCCCCCUCGCACUUUAGGACUUGGCCCUCAAGCCCCCCCCCCCGACUGGGAGAAGCAGGGCCCUGAGGGCGGGCCGGGGCAGGGUGGGCUGCCCCUGUGCUGUGCCUGGAGGGGCCCCCCCGCCUAAGCCCCCCUCCCCGGUGCGCAUCUGGCCCUGCAGGGAGCGGAGACCUCCCGUGAGGUGAUGCUCUCCCUGAUGUGCCUGGAGAGCGCCCCCGCCGCCGCCAAGCUCCUCCUCGUGCCCCAACAGGGCUGCAUGUGGGUCCUGGGGCUGCUGGGGCCUCCCCGCUUCCUUCUCACAGGAAAACUGUGGCGCUUUUAACCAAUGUGAACCCUUCUCAGCGACCCGCUGGCCCCGCCCUGGGGCUGUAUAUAACCUUGUACAUAGCACAGGACAUGUAUUUUUAAAGUGGUCAUAUUUAUGUGAAAAGGAACCCGAUGGUCUAGACAAAAAAGAGGUAUAUCUAGGGAUGAUACAGGGACACCCCCGCCCCCCCCCCCGCCCCGGCAGUCAGCAGCCACCCAGGGCUCGGGGGGGGGGGGCGGUGACCCCGUGACAGAAACCAGAGCACCCCCUUCCCCCCUUCGCGUUCUUGGGGUUCUUAUCAGGGAAAAGGGCCAGAACCAGUUUCACAGCAGAUUUGAGCUUCCACGCCCAGUGCAGCCUGCUAAGCCUCCCACUCUCCCUCCGCGCCCCCCCCCCCGGCCUGCCGCGCAGCUCAGCCAGGGGGCCGCCAGAGAGCCCCGCCGCCGCCGCCGCCUCCCCUCCUGGCGCCCGGGGCCUCCCCUCCGCUGGGUCCUGCCCACUGGGGAGGGGGGGCCCUGCACACCCCGCUGGCUGGCCUGCUUCCCGAGGGCAAGACCCUCCGCUUGGGGCACCGGCAGCAGCUGCCCCUCCGCACAGCCCAGCCCGCUCGGAAGCCGUCUUUCCGCACCGCCUGGCGGAGCAGCCCCUUGUCCCCGCUCAGGGAGGUGGGACCCACGUCCCCAGCACCCUCCCUCCCAGUUUGCCUCCGGCCAAGCGGCAGGUAAGGCAGGGUGAGCAGCACACCAUCGCCUGUGGGCAAGCGGGCCAAGAGUCUGCAAGAGGACCCCCCCCCCCCCUCUGAGCACUGCUGUCUCCUCGCUGCUGCAUGGCUGGCCCUUCUCCCCCCUGCCCCUCCCCGGAGAGGGCCAGGAUUAGCAGGUGGCACCUGCAUGCUAGUUUACAGCCCCUGUCCUGACCCCGCCCCCCUGCACGUUUGGCCCCCCCCGUGAGAGUGUGUGUGUGUGCUGUUCUCCUCUGGGGCCUCCUUCAGCCAGUCCGCUUCGGGGGGCGGAUGCAGAGCCCUCCCGUGCCAGGGAAGAUGUCCGUGCUGGAGGAGGAGGAGGGGGUGGGCGGCCACUUCCGCCGCAGGCAGGCCCAGGGUCCCGGGUCCCGGGCCUGUUUCAGGAGUGGCCAGCCCCUGAGAGGAGGAGGAGCGGGGAAGGAGCUCCCCUGGGAAGGGCUGCUGCUCCCCCCCCCCGGCAAGUGAGGCCUGCGUCCUCCAGGGAUGCCACCCACCGGGAGAAGGCUGCCCGGGCACUCGGGAAGGGGCUUGGCGCCCAGCAAGGGAAGGGUCCAGAGGCCCACGUUCGUGUUGGUCACACACCCUUUUUCUGUGCUCCAUGUGCAAUCUCUUUGUUAUGAACGUGCGCACCCGAGUCAGCGCAUCCAGUAACCUUUAUAAUCCAACACGGUAGUUAAUCUGUUCUCCGUCCAUCCAAGUGACUGAUUCGAGUGCAAUAUCUGGGUAGUUGUCGUGCGCUCAUUCAUAGGCUUUGUGUUCUAGGGAAUACUUGUGCAAAGAAAUGCCCCUCAGUUCCCUCGUUGUAAAUAGACCAGGUUGCAGACCCGCAGGGGCGUGCAUUCGGCUUGCGGCGUUCCUCGGCGCAAGUCCCGCCUGGGCCCCCCCCCCGCCCCCUGCCGUUCUCUCUCUGCUGACCGCUCCCCGCGGGGUCACGCUCCCUCCGUCGAGUGCUCGUGUUGAUGCUUUACAGCUUCUCCUGUGUGGUUUUUCUUUUCUUUUCUUUUUUAAGUCUCCUGUCUGCACAAAAUGCAAUAAAAGGAUUUUAUUACACCCUUCA